UAUUCUCCCAAAUUUAUAACCACAUAUUUUUAAAUUAAAAUUAAAUAGUUAAAUGAAUCUACAAAAGUUUACUUGUAGAGUUAAAUUCUCACCAUCAUAUAAAUUAUUAUGUACCACUUCAGAGAAUCCACCAGAGAAGAAAAAAAGCUUUGUCAAACAAAGUCAUGGAAUGAAAAUGAAACAUUUCUUUAAUAGACACCCAGAAAUUGACAAUAUUAAACAGUAUAUACCAAAAAAAUAUCUCGAAAGUAAACGCAAAACUUUGCCUGAUAACAUAUAUUUAAUGUGCUCAAAGGUGGCAAAGGAAAUCGCACAAAUUGUUCUACCUGAAGUGAAAGAUGUAAAAAAUCAAGUGAUAUGUGAAACAAAUCCAGGUUUAGGUUUUAUAUCAGCUGAAUUAUUAGAAAAUGGUGUACCUCUAGUUAGAAUGUAUGAAUCCUGUCCUGAGUUUAGGGAAAUGCUUAAAGAUUUUGAUACUAAAUACCCUGGUAGGGUGGAAAUUUUUACGAAAGAUCUGUAUUUGUUAGAUAGGUAUGCAUGGUUGGAUAAAAUGGAUCAUUAUAACAGAGUUGAUAUGCUUUUAAAAAAUGUGCCCAAGAAAAAUUGGUCUGAUGAUCCGUGCAUGACCAUUAUUGGCCCUAUGUCCAAGAUUAAUUUUUUAAGAUACCUUAUGAAAAUUUUACCACUACAAGCUGAUAUAAUAUCACAUGGAAGAAUCAAACUGUUUGCAAUAAUGAGGCCAAAGGACUACCAUGUUUUAACAGCAAUGCCUCAAGAAAAGUUAAUUACUUACAAGUGGUCUUCAGUGUUGUUUAAUUUGUUUUUUGAUUAUAAACUAAUUAAUAAAUACCCUAAAGAAGUGUUCUUACCCUGGGAGUCUAAAAAGAGUACUGGAACAAAAAGAGGGGAUCAAGUAGAUUCAAAUUUUAUGUAUUUAGUUAAAAUCGAAUUUAAGAAAGAUAUACCAGUGCCUAUUGAAGAUCUGUUACCACUAUAUUAUUUUGCUCAGACUUUCUUUCACAGAGGAAAAAAGCGGAUACUUCCAACAGUAGAAAAGUGGGUUCCUGGUUCAGGUUUAAAUAUUCUACUUCCCAAAUUACAACAUUCAACUUAUUUUAACAACAUUGAUAUAAUGACUACUUUUUGUGAACUAGAUCCUCAACAGGUUUUAGGGGUUUUCAGGGAAAUGAAGAACCAUAAGUCAUAUGAGGCUAGCCCUUUUCAUUCAAUGGUUCAAACUCAUUUGACCAAAAUUGAAACAAUAGAGACUGAUUUAAAUGAUUCAGAGUUAAAUAAAACUUUGACUGAGGAAAUACAAGUUAAAUUGGACAAUAGUAAUUUAUAAAUAUAUAUUUGUGUCAAGAUAA
Molecule: messenger RNA, 1367 nt
Organism: Aethina tumida (small hive beetle)
Lineage: Eukaryota; Metazoa; Arthropoda; Insecta; Coleoptera; Nitidulidae
Gene: mtTFB2
Product: dimethyladenosine transferase 2, mitochondrial
Exons: 7
Coding region: 53-1345 (430 amino acids)
Biological process (GO): rRNA methylation; transcription initiation at mitochondrial promoter
Cellular component (GO): mitochondrial matrix
Molecular function (GO): rRNA (adenine-N6,N6-)-dimethyltransferase activity; mitochondrial transcription factor activity
Source: RefSeq, a predicted model, not a curated record